AUGGCUAGGCACUGUGACAUGCCAAUGAGGUGUGUUAGGUGCGGCGAAAAGCACAAGUACGAGGAAUGCCCGGUACCGCAGGGGGAGGGCAAGGAGAAGUGCUGCAAUUGUGCUGGCGCGCAUCCUGCCAGCUACCUGGGGUGCCCGGAAUUCCGUAAAGCUAGGGACCGCCUAAGGGGAAAGCACCCACAGACAACAGGGGCUAAGCUUCGCGCCGCACCUCCACCACCUCCACCACCACCAAGCCGAUAUCCAAGACCCACAGCGUCAAGGGUAUUUCAAUCUCGGACAUACUCGUCAACGGUCAGUGCCCCACCUCGCCCUCCUCCACACAACCAGGUUCCUGUCAACGGAGAAUCGCCUAGGGAAGCCCCCCCCUACUCACUAGAGCCCAGUCUGCGUGACACGACACAGAACGUCUCGGUGGAACAACUGGCAGCAACAGUAAAGGCCCUUCAGGCUCAGACAGAAGACGGCCGCCGCGAGAAGCCGACAACGAAGAAGAGGAGGAGAAGGAGGAGGAGGCGGAAGCGCGCCAGCGCUGAAACCCCCGAGACGCCGAACAAAGCAGCAGCGCCUCGCCACAACGCGCGGCCGGCCCCUCCACCCGCCAGUGGCAGAGGUGGUGGGGGGGGGCCCCCGCGCGAGCAGGAGGGACGUCACUCAGCAAGCAGCAGCGGUGUGGGCAACAUCGAAGCGCUGAUGGAGGAAGCGGAGUCACGCUUCCGGAUGGCCCUACACGCGGAGAUGGAGGCUGCCUGCCACCUGCUGAGGGAAGCCUUGGCUCUGCGCCUUCAAUGUGAUGGGCCGACGGCACACACCAGCGCGUCCGCGGCCACGCAGACCGAAGACACCACCACAAAGAAAAAGAGGAUGGUGAUCAACCGCGCCAGUCAGACCACCGACGGCGCCUCAACCAUCCCCACAGAAGCCAGCGUGCGUGUCGAUGAGGGCACCCAGACGUCGUCCAAACGGUGCAAGCGCCAUCGAGGCGCCCAAACCGAGACGACGGAUGCGGUGUCCAUCGGCACGCAAACGGAAGUGGCAGCCACGGAGCCCACCAGGUCUCCAUGGAAGCUGCACAAAAUCGAGACGACAACGAGCAGCCAACCUCUCACGCCGAGCUCUCCCUCCCCAGGGGUAGAGGACCUCAGAGUGAGAGAAGAAAGGAAAAGAAGAGAGCGAGAGGCGGAACACGAAGCCGCCCUUGCCCACCGGGAACGACAGCGCCAACUUCAAUGGCGCCUCCGUCUCGGUAAAUAA
This is a messenger RNA of Schistocerca nitens (vagrant locust), 1263 nucleotides long. Its product is annotated as serine/arginine repetitive matrix protein 1-like. Lineage: Eukaryota; Metazoa; Arthropoda; Insecta; Orthoptera; Acrididae. The record is from RefSeq and is a predicted model, not a curated record. The transcript has 2 exons. Bases 1 to 1263 code for a protein of 420 amino acids.